AUGUCUCCCUCCGCCGUCCCCAUGGGUGACACUGUGCCCUUGUUCAUUAGCGGUGAAGAGUACCACCCGGAUAAGUCUUUUGACGUCGUCUCUCCUAGAACGGGCAAGGUGAUUCAUCGUUGCGGAAACGCCAGCCUCGACGAUGCUCAGUCGGCCGUCGCUGCAGCCCAUGCUGCGUUCCCGGCCUGGCGGCUGACUAGGCCUGCUGAGAGAAGAGACAUCUUCCUCAAGGCCGCACAGAUCAUGGAGAGACGACGGUCCGAGCUGGCCGAGUACCUGGCCGAGGAGACUGGUGGGCUCGAGCCGUGGGCCAACUUCAACAUCGGUGUAGCUAUCGGCAUGAUCAAGGAUGUCGCCGGUCGAAUCUCGAGCAUUGAGGGCUCCUUCCCAGCCACGCAGAAAGCAGAUGUCAGCUGCAUCAUCAUGCGCGAGCCCUAUGGCGUCGUUGUCGCCAUCGCCCCGUGGUCAGUAGCAGUGCUGCUGCCCAGCUUCCAGUCUCACACGACUAACAUGAAGCCGCGCAGGAACGCCCCUUACAUUCUCGGAACCCGUGCGGUCCUGUUCCCCAUGGCAGCCGGUAACACGGUGGUGCUCAAGGCGACCGAGAUGGCGCCCAAGACCAUGUGGGCGAUCGCCUCGGUGUUCCACGAAGCUGGCCUCCCCAAGGGCGUCCUGAACACGCUCACCCACGAGACGGCGAGCGGAGAGUCCAUCACAGCAGCGCUCAUCUCGGACCGGCGCGUGCGCAAGAUCAACUUUACGGGCAGCACGCGCGUGGGCCGCAUCAUUGCCAGGCUGGCGGGUGAGAACCUGAAGCCGACGCUGCUGGAGCUGGGCGGCAAGGCGCCCGCCAUCGUGUGGGACGACGCGGACCUGGACGUGGCGGCGACGCAGUGCGCCCUGGGGUCGUUCAUGCACUCGGGCCAGAUCUGCAUGAGCACCGAGCGCAUCCUCGUCCACGAAAAGGUCAGGGACGCCUUCGUCGAGAAGCUCAAGGGCGCCGUCGACGCCAUCUUCCCGCCCGCGCAAGAGGCGCCCGUCCUCAUCAGCCGGGUGGCGGUCGACAAGAACAAGCAACUCGUGCGGGACGCUGUGUCGAAGGGCGCCACGGUCCUACACGGCGACGUCGACGCCCACGGCGAGGAGCUGUCCGACACCGAGAUGAGGCCCGUCAUCAUCGGUGAUGUGACGCCCGACAUGGACAUCUACCUCACCGAGUCGUUCGGUCCCAGCGUGUCCCUCAUCACCGUGUCGACGGAGGAGGAGGCGGUGCGCAUCGCAAACGACACCGAGUACGGCCUCAGCUCGGCCGUCUUCACCGCCGACCUGCGACGGGGCCUGCGCUUUGCGAGGCAGAUCGAGUCAGGCGCCGUGCAUAUCAACCACAUGAGCGUUCAUGAUGAGCCUGGUUUGCCUCAUGGUGGUGUCAAGUCAAGCGGAUUUGGGCGCUUCGGUACAAUGUCUGGUUUGCAGGAGUGGCUCUGGACCAAGAAUGUCACGUUUGAUGACUGA
Messenger RNA from Geosmithia morbida, 1512 nucleotides. Its product is annotated as Acyl-CoA reductase or other NAD-dependent aldehyde dehydrogenase. Lineage: Eukaryota; Fungi; Ascomycota; Sordariomycetes; Hypocreales; Bionectriaceae. Gene Ontology annotation, molecular function: succinate-semialdehyde dehydrogenase (NAD+) activity. The record is from RefSeq and is a predicted model, not a curated record. The transcript has 2 exons. Bases 1 to 1512 code for a protein of 503 amino acids.